CAUGCACUUGUCUCCAAUGUCUCUUUAACGUCAUUGACCACUUACCAUUGGAUUGUUGCUUUUAGGCUGGAGAGUGGUGCGAGCCAAUCACGUUGCGGCCUCCUAACGAGGCCUCGUCCACCCCAGUGCAGUACUGGCAGCAUCAUCCCGAGAAGCUCAUCUUUCAGUCUUGUGACUAUGAAGCCUAUUAUCUUGGCUCCAUGUUGGUGAAGGAGCUCAGAGGGACGGAGUCCACACAAGAUGCUUGUGCCAAAAUGAGGAAGUCGACAGAACAGAUGAAGAAAGUGCCAACCAUCGUCCUCUCCGUGUCCUACAAAGGAGUCAAGUUCAUCGACGCCACAAAUAAGAACAUCAUUGCAGAGCAUGAGAUCCGGAACAUCUCGUGCGCAGCUCAAGAUCCAGAGGAUCUGUCGACGUUUGCCUACAUCACCAAAGACCUCAAGUCCAGUCACCACUACUGCCACGUCUUCACUGCUUUUGACGUGAACCUGGCGUAUGAGAUCAUCCUCACCCUGGGCCAGGCCUUCGAGGUGGCGUACCAGCUCGCCCUGCAGGCCAGAAAGCCCGGCCACGGCUCGUCCACGCUGCCCGAGAGCUUUGACAGCAAGCCGAGCAAACCUGUGCCCAAACCACGCAUCAACAUUCGGAAAUCUAUGGAGCAGCCGUCCAUGGACCAGAAGGGCCACGCCAACGUGCCGUGGAUUGUGGAGCCGGGUCAGGAGGCCAAGAGAGGAGUCAACACCAAGUACGAGACCACUAUUUUCUAACAUACACCUGCCUUGUCCACUCCUGUGUGUGUGUGCCUUUCAGAGGUCAGAGGCCCUGUACUGGGGCCCCGCCCCGGAGUUGGGCUCGAGCGACGCACGCCGCCGUGUCACCUCACCGGCUGAAAAACAAAAUAAAACCCCGCCCCCUCCCAUUGCCGAGCCUGUCCACUGCAUGAUGACGUUUGGCGCUGCGCUGUCUCUCUCACUCUCUCGCUCUUCUUCUUCCUCUUCCUCCUUGUCUUCUUUUCUUCUUCCUCUCUUUUUUUAACACCCCCCGCCCCACCGUCUGUGGCCCCGGGCUCCAUUUUCCUGCCUGCAGGCCUGGCGCAUGACCUUUUCACCCAGGGCUGUGGGGCACUUCUGUCUCCACCUGUAGGGGGCAUUGGUCAGCUUUGUUUUUCCCACUUCCUGUUUGUCGGUCAGUCAGCGUUCAACCGGGUGGUUUUUUCCGCAUCUUUGUUUGAGAUUUGAGUUUUUCACCUCUUGUUGGUGGGUGUCACUUUCUAAUCUGUCGCUCCUCCUGCCUCCAUCCCUCACUUUUUUCUUACAAUUCAGCCACAGCGUCCAGCUGCCCCCCCCCCACCUGAAAAAUUAAAAACAAAAAAAAACUCACUGAGAUUUGCAACAUCAGCAUUCGUAACAGUGUUUUAACUGUCUUUUCAGCCAGAUGUGAAGAGCUGACUAUGCUGAGGGAUGGUGUCUGAGAAAUGACAACAGGAGGAAAGGUUGUUUUUUUUUUUGUUUUUUUUAGUAAUAGAAGAGGAGAGAUGAUGUAGCACACAAAAACUUUGGCUUUGAACCUACCAGAAUGUACUUCAAAGGUGGAGUAUGCAGGAAGAUUUCUUAUUUUGGUCUGACGGGGGUGCUGUAAACACAUUUGAAAUACCACCAACUGUAGGGGGACAACAUUAUAGUUUCAUCUAAAUCUGAAACUUAUUUAAUGUAAAUCUAAAACCUAAGAGAAAAUAGCAAAACAAAUUCACACAAGGAGUAAGAAAACAAUUGACUGCAUGAAGAAACUUAAAACUUGAAGAACAACUAAACUGUUUUAAAAUGUUUAAAAUGUAUUAUUCUUAGCGCUACCUUACAGUCUCAUAUUUACUCUUUGCCCGAAACAAACUUUUCACCACUCUAAAAAAAGGGAAAAAAGGAGAAAAUACAAACAGACGGCGGCAACAAUGCAAAUGAACGCACCAUCAUACAGUCAUAGUUGCCGAUGAUGAAAUGAUAGGAUUUGUUUUGUGAUUCCUGCAUACUCUGCUUUUCAUUAGACUUUUGUGUUCUUUUGGCAAACGUUCACAAGUUGUCCAUUAAACAGCUUUAAUCUUGACUUUUUACACAUGAAAAUUUAGGCGAUUAUUGCUUUUACAGCAACUUUUUUUUUCACGUGUACAAUGUGUUGUUUUUCACGGCCAUAAAUCUUUUUUUUUUUUUUUUGGAGAGAGAAAAACUUUGUAUGUAAAGUGAAGAACAGAAAAAAAAAGGUUUUCUUUUUUAGCAUGUGGCUUGUGAGACGCAUGGUGGCCAUUUUUGGAAUUGCUGAGCAGGGGGGCCGGCGGUGAGGCCGGGGGUGUGAGGGCUGUCUGGAUAAGUGAUGUCAUCUCAUUUUGCAGGGCAAUGCCGGACGCUCAUGUCUAUUACUGUGGAAUACAAAGAAUGUAGCCAGCCCUAAACACGGACAUGGUCUCUCACACACACAAUGCAAAAAAAGUGGGACUACAGUGGACUUCCAAUAAACAUGGACGCCACCCGCAGUGUUUAAGGUUGACUGCAAAUAAAAACAUGCCUGAAACGUUAAAAAAAAAGGAAUGGACCUGAACCCAGGACACUUUUUAUGGAGACUUGAUUAAAAGACUGCGUCUAUGCAGACGACACUCUGCUCUGAAUGUACACGUUUUUUUCUGAAACAGCCUCAACUUUUCUGCAGCUGCAGCAGUACCUGUUUUUAUGCAGCCGACUCGGAUCUGGCAAACUCCAGUCGGUACGAGACCGUGGACUGAGAAAAGGUCGAUAAAAGUGUACGGCAACGUCUGGCUGGCUCUUCUUUGGUCGUUUCUUUUUUUUCCUUUAAAGUCAGAAAAAAAAUAGGAAAACAGAAAUAUGCACAAGUGUUACACGUGACAAACACACUUCACGAAAAGGAACAAAAACUGCAUCUGAUGUUUAAAAAAAAAUUAAUAAAGUAUUCUAUUGAUAUUGCCCGACAUUUUAAUGUUUUAAUGAGAGUAUUAUAUUACCAUGAUGAUGAUGAUUAUUAUGAUUAUUCUUGUGCAAUUCUUGUCUACUGUUGUCUUAACGUCACAUUAUUUUUCUAUGAUAUGCUAAAAGAUGAGCUUGAGAAUGAGAAUGAGAAUGAGAAUGACGGCCGCCCUUUAAGAAAUAUAAAGUACCUGAUGAAGAUAGCAAAUGAUACUCAGAGAGUGAACGUCACUGACAGCUCGCUGCACUGGUCAGAUGGUCAUUUGUCACGGGACUAACUCGUGUAUUUAGCAGAUGUGACUAUUUUACAGGCAGUAUUACUGUAGGAUCCGGACGAGGCUCGAUCCACUUCUGAAAAUGUACAUAUGUUAUUUUGCCAACUCAUUGUUCAUAUAUGUAAAAUGUAAAAGAAGUCAAAAGAAAUAAAGGUUCGCAGUUUGUGGCACUGUAAAAACAAGGUACCAAAAUAGACAGGUGGAUAAAUUAAAGUUGGAGAAGGAAACAAAAGAGCUGUGGGGAAGUGUUAAAUGUAGAGACUGUAUUUUGAGUAAUACGUCAAAAGGGUUAGAAGUUCUAUGACAUCACUGCUGAAAUAAUGUACAUAGGCUUGGGCUUCCAGCAAACUGAUUUUUGUAAUUCUGGCCAUUUAUUUAUAUCCUUGUAAAGCACAUGAAAUAAAAGCCACACUUGUACGACUAUGAA
This is a messenger RNA of Cynoglossus semilaevis (tongue sole), 3668 nucleotides long. RefSeq names its product ankyrin repeat and sterile alpha motif domain-containing protein 1B-like. Gene Ontology annotation, biological process: ephrin receptor signaling pathway. Gene Ontology annotation, cellular component: cytosol. The transcript is spliced from 6 exons. Gene Ontology annotation, molecular function: ephrin receptor binding. The coding region runs from base 201 to 767 and encodes 188 amino acids. The record is from RefSeq and is a predicted model, not a curated record. Lineage: Eukaryota; Metazoa; Chordata; Actinopteri; Pleuronectiformes; Cynoglossidae.